GAGUAGCUGUGUCAUGCACUAGCUCCUUAGGAUCUAGUAUCAUUACUUUUCAUAAGAUCAGCCAUCCAGAAUGCUCACUGAUGGGAAAUAGCAGGAAAUUAUGAUUUAGAGACCUAAAGUGCUUUACAGAUUUUAAAAGCCCCUGGGACAUUCGGUGGAAUACGACACUUUUCACUCAGGGUGUGUUCCUGGUGCUUUUUCCAGAAUGUGGAAAAAACAAUUACUGCUGUGCACCCUCAUAGGAGUGCUCUUUUUGGGCAUCCUUCCAAAACUUAAUGCUCAGGAGGCUUUGGCUGUUUCCAAAAGAGACAUAAUAUUUCUUAUUGAAAGCAGCAUGGGUCCUCAAAAUGUCAAUGCAGUUCGUGAAUUCAUCAAAAAAUAUAUUGACACAAUGCCAAUAGGACCUGACCAGGUGCAGAUUGGAGUGGUUAUGUUUUCCAACACCCCAAGACUUGAAAUUGACCUGAACUCAUACAAAUCAAAGGAAGAGUUAAUCGCUGCCCUUGCCCGAAUUAAACCCAAACAAGCAACUGAAGUCAACAUCGGUGCUGCCUUGAACUUUGUAAGAACCGACAUGCUCCGACCUGAGAAAGGAAGUCGCAUUCAAGACAGAGUGCCACAGAUUGUGUUGCUGAUCACCAACAAAAAGUCAAAAGACAGUGUUCAGCAACCAGCUGAAGCCCUGCAACGAUUAGGUGUCCUGACUAUGUCUGUUGGUUCUGGAAAAGCUGAUAGAGCUGAACUUCAGCAAAUAGCAUUUGAUCAGAGCCUCGUCUUUAUAUUAAAGGACUUACGUCAAAUACAAAGAGUAGGCCAAGAGAUUGUCUCUAAAAUGUCUACAAUCACCGGUGUUGUAGUGACAGAGGGACCAACAGAACCAGAUAUUGAAAUUACAACUAUCCAGACCCAACGAGUAAUAAGGGACAUUGUCUUCCUGAUUGAUGGAUCCGUUGGAAAUGCAAACCUGCCAGCUGUAAGAGACUUCAUCUCUAGUAUUGUCGAUAAGUUAGAUGUCCGGCCUGAAAGAGUGCGCAUUGGCCUGAUGCAGUUUGCUGAGCGUCAGAAAACUGAGUUCUAUUUAAGGUCUUAUAGCACGAAACAAGAUGUGCUCACUGCAAUAGCUCAGCUACAACUGAUGGGAGGAAAUGCACUGAAUACCGGAGCAGCACUUCAGUACGCUUUAGACAACCAUUUCCGACCUUCAGCUGGUUCUCGCAGAAGAGAAGGAGUACAACAGGUCUUGGUACUGCUCACUGCAGGUCCAUCUCAGGAUGAGGUUUUUAAAAUUGCAGACAAAAUAGCACUUGCUGGAGUUCUAACUUUUGCUGUCGGAGUUGGUCAGGUGCAAGAGGCUGAAUUGAAAAAAGUUGCUUUUGUUGAGAAUCUGGCGUACUAUCAGAACAGCUUUACUGGCUUGCCAGAGGUUGCUGAAAAAAUUAUGACACCACUUAUCACUGUUGUUGGAGAGCCAGUUACUACUCCUCCAGUUACUGAUCGUGGUGAGAGGGAUGUUGCAUUUUUAAUAGAUGGCUCUGAUGCUGUUAGAGAUGACUUUGGAUAUGUCCGUGACUUUUUAAUUAAAGUAAUUGAGCCCCUUGAUAUUGGCAGUGACAAAGUGAGAGUUGCUGUUGUCCAACACAGUAAUAGACCAACUCCAAAUUUCUACCUAAACACUUAUAAAACCAAAGACGAAGUAAUAAGGGCUAUUAGGGGGCUUAAUCCUACUGGUGGCAGAUUCCUAAAUACAGGAGCUGCUUUGACAUACAUGAAGGACACAGUUUUAUCAUCAGCUUAUGGCAGCAGAGCUGCCCAAAAUGUCCCUCAGUUUUUGAUUGUUCUGACUGGAGAUAAAUCAAGGGACAGUGUGACGGGACCUGCUGGUGGUUUAAAAACUGAGGGAGUGGUACCUUUCGGCAUUGGAGUGAAAAAUGCGGAUCGUAAGCAGAUUGCAGACAUUUCUCACAAUCCGUUGUUUACCUUCAAUAUAAAAGAAUUCAGCCAGCUUGACAACUUACACGAAAGGAUUAAAACCUUUGUUAGUGUAUCAAAGGCUGAUUUAGAAAUCAUCAUUGAGGAUGCAGAGUCUCUGGGUCCCAAAAAGGAUAUUGUCUUUGUUAUUGAUGGAUCAGACGGCGUUGGGAGAGAGUUCCCUAUCAUCCAGCAGUUUGUUACCAGGGUUGUAGAUAACCUAAAUGUGGGUGAAAAUAAAAUUCGAGUAGGUGUAGUGCAGUACGGAGACACUCCACGGGCAGAUAUAUACCUGAAUUCCUACAGGACCAAAGAGGAGGUUCUAAAUGCCAUCAAAGAACUCAGACAGCAUGGAGGAAGUCAGCGCAACCUUGGUAGCGCCAUACAAUUGUCCCGGGAAGUGCUGGAUUCAGGUCGUGGGGGCAGGAAGCAGGAAGGUGUCCCACAGUACGUGGUGGUAAUUUCAGGUGGAAAAGCUACUGACAAUGUAGUAAAACCAGCAACUACAUUGAAAGAAUCAGGGAUUUUGUCCUUUAGUAUUGGAACAAGGGAUAUUGACCCUCAAGAGCUGCAGGUGGUCUCGUAUGUCCCCAACUUCGCUUACACUGUGGAUGAUUUACCUGGCCUUUACACUGUUCAAGAUCAACUCCUUACAGCAUUCUCUAAUGAAGAACUCAUCAACCUCAGACCUGUCUUUCCCCCUGUCUUUCCCUCAGCACCAGUAAUUCCAACUGGAGAGAAAAAAGAUGUAGUCUUCCUCGUUGAUGGAACAACUACGAUGCGUGCCAUGUUCCCUGCCAUAAAAGAUAUGAUUCUGAACAUUGUUGAGAAGCUAGACGUUGGCUUAGACAAGGUUAGAGUUUCAGUGGUGCAGUACAGUGAGGACCCCAAACUGGAAUUCCUACUCAACGAGCACUCUACAAAAGAGGAGGUUCGCCAGGCAGUGAGAAAAAUUAGAAGCAAAGGAGGCAGAUUACUGAAUACUGGCCAAGCGCUCAACUGGGUCUCAAGGAAUGUCUACCAAAGAUCAGCUGGCAGCCGUAUCGAAGAGCAAGUGCCCCAGUUUCUCAUCUUAGUUACUGGUGGCAAGUCCAACGAUGAUGUAUCCGGCCCUGCUAACCAACUGAAGGUCGACUUUGUGGCACCUUUGGCGGUUGGGACAAAUACGGCUGAUUCGGAGGAGCUCAGAAAAAUCUCUUUGAAUUCAGAUCAGGUAUUCUUUGUUAGAGACUUUCAGCAGGAACCAAAAGUGGAGCAGAAGCUUUUGAAUGCAAUUAGUACUAUGAAGACUGAAGUAAUCAUAGAACAACAAGGGCUGGAUCUUGGAAAGAAGGACAUUGUGUUCCUAAUCGAUGGUUCUGACAACACCGGACCAAAUGGAAUCGCUCAUAUCCGGGAUUUUAUCAUUAAGAUUGUCCAGCAGCUUAACGUGCGACCUGAUCAAGUGCGUGUGUCUGUGGUGCAGUACGCCGACAAACCCAAAACUGAGUUCUCGCUUAUAACUCAUAAGGACAAGCAAGCUGUGCUUUCAGCUGUUAAGAGACUGCGUCAGAUGGGUGGUCGGGGUGUGAACCUAGCUGAAGCUAUUGAUCAUGUGAUUUCUAAUGAGCUGAAGAGAUCUGCAGGGGCACGGCUGGACGAGGCCUCUCAGCAUUUGGUGGUUCUCACAGGUGGAAAAUCAACCACUGAUGUCUCAACAUAUGGCCCAUUCCUUAAAAAUUCCAAAGUUAACUGUAUAGCUAUUGGGGCUGAGGGAGCAGAUGCAGGACAACUCAGAGAGAUUACAACCACACCAGCUAAUGUUUUGCAGGUUCCGACUUUCCCAACACUGCCAAGCAUUCAGGAAGUAUUUAUUUCUAGGCUGAAUGGAACAGUUGAUAUUCCUACUGUUGCCCCUACAGCUUCUCUUCCGAAUGCCAGGAAUGCUGAUAUUGUCUUUUUGGUUGACGGUUCUAUCAAUCUUGGCAAGGGAAAUUUCAAAGAGGUCAUGGAGUUUAUCAGUAACCUCAUUGACCUAUUUUAUACGGAGAACGACAACUUUCAGUUUGGGCUGACACACUUCUCCAAAGAUGUUACAGAUGCUUUCUACCUCAAUACAUAUAAAAACAAGGAUGACAUUAUGACUGCCAUCAGCCAGGUGGAGUACAAGGGUGGCCGAGGCAUCAAUACUGGCAAUGCCAUAAGACAUAUUCAGCAAACACAAUUUGUAAAGGAAAAGGGCAGUCGAAAAGAUAAGGGCAUUCCUCAGAUUCUGAUGGUAGUAACUGGUGGACGUUCACAGGACGAUGGUAAAUCAGCAGCGCUUGCCCUUCAAAGCACAGGUGUUCGUAUUUAUGCCGUUGGUGUGGGUGAUAUUGAGGAUGAGCUCCUUAAGUUGAGCAGCGAGGCCACUACAAUGGCCAGGGCCAGCACCUUUCAAGAGCUUUCUGAGUUAAAUGAGGUGAUUUUGGACACACUGGAUACCGAAAUCAUGGGACGUGGACUGUGUACAGGUGUACAAGUACAAGCCCAACCAUGCAACUUGGAUGUCCUCAUUGGAUUUGACGUGGCUUCAAAGGACAUCUUUGCAAGUCAGAGAUCAUUAGAGAAUAAGGUGGCUACUCUCCUGCAGCGAAUCGCACAGAUGCAACCCAUCAGUUGCUCUUCCACUCAGCUUCCAUCAAUUCAAGUGGGCCUAUUAGCAAUGGAGUCCAGGCCUGUUCAGCUAGCUUUCACUGAUAGCUACACUCAGCUUAUUGAGUCCUUCAGAUCUCUGCGCACCCGUGGACCAUUCGUCUUAAACGAAAAAACUAUUGAUGCAUACGGUUCAAUGUUCAAGGGCCGUCCUGAUGACAGAGUUAAGAUCAUAAUUCACCUCACUGAUGGACUGGAUAGCCAGUAUAAUGUCAUGAAGAAGCAAAUUGAGAUGCUCCAUACAGUUGGUGUCAGCGCCUUUAUCUUGGUUGCUCUGGAGAGGGUACAACGCUUUGAAGAUCUAACGCUUCUAGAAUUUGGACGGGGUUUUAGGUACACACAACCACUUCGUAUCAACCUAAUGGACCUGGAUUAUGAACUGCUUGAGGAACUGGACAACAUUGCAGAAAGGGAGUGCUGUUCUGUGCCUUGCAAGUGUGCUGGCCAAAGAGGAUACAGAGGAGCUGUUGGUUUUAAUGGACAAAAGGGAUUACCUGGUGCCCCUGGCUACAGAGGACAUCCUGGAGAUGAAGGUGGACCGGGAGGCAGAGGUCCUACUGGCGUGAAUGGAACACAUGGUUUCCAAGGGUGCCCAGGACCAAGAGGUGUAAAGGGUGCACGUGGAUACAACGGUGAAAGGGGUGACACUGGAGAGGAUGGUUUAGAUGGCAUAAACGGCGAGGAGGGCAUACGUGGAGUUUCUGGCCCAUCAGGAGACAGAGGCAGCAACGGGCAAAGGGGUCCUAAAGGGGCUAAGGGCCAGGCAGGAGAUGUGGGCUCGACAGGCAUUCGUGGUGAUCCAGGCACCACAGGAAAGGACAACGCCCAGAGAGGACCAAAGGGAGAUCCAGGCGAUGCCGGCCCUCCGGGAGAACCUGGGGAGGAUGGUAGAAAAGGAGGAGCAGGAGAAGCAGGAAGACGGGGUUCUGCUGGUAGAAGGGGUGUACCUGGGCAGCCUGGUGGGCUUGGACAGCCUGGAGAAAAUGGUCUUCCAGGGGAGCCUGGAAUCGGAGGGUCACGGGGUCCCAGAGGACCAGGGGGAACACCAGGAGUCAAGGGAGAGGAUGGUAAUCCUGGACCUAGAGGUCCAGGAGGAGCCCAAGCGCCAGCCGGAGAGAAGGGCAGGCGAGGUGCCAUUGGCCGCAAGGGUGAACCAGGAGACCCAGGACCAAAAGGUACCUUGGGACCAGCAGGGACAAGAGGAGAUCCAGGAGAAGAUGGACGAGAUGGAUUUGGCACACCUGGUCCUAAAGGAAGAAAGGGUGAUGAAGGGUUCCCUGGAUAUCCUGGUCCAAAGGGGGCAUCUGGAGAGUCUGGAACCAAUGGAGGACCUGGACCCAAAGGAAACAGUGGCCAGAGAGGUGUUUCAGGUGGUACUGGUAAGCCUGGACAGAAAGGAGAACUUGGCUACCCUGGAUCUAAUGGCGAGAAAGGUCCCAGUGGACCAGGCAUCAGGCGCUCAACACAAUGUGACCUGGUCAAGAAAAUCAGAGAUAACUGUCCAUGCUGCUAUGGUUCUCAGGAGUGCCCUCUGUAUCCUACUGAGCUAGCCUUUAACCUUGAUUCAUCAACUGGUGCUGAUGUCGCUUUCAACAAUACCAAAAAUUCUGUACGCAAACUUCUAGACAGAAUUACAAUCACAGAGAGCAACUGUCCACGAGGAGCUCGAGUGGCCAUGACGCUCUUCAACAAUGAGGUGACCACCGAGAUCCGUUUUGCUGAUGCCUUGAAAAAGCAGACCCUGAUAAAACGCUUGGAAAACCUUCAGCCUGUGCAGACGUCCAGGCAGCGCAAUCUGACCACUGCCAUAAACUUCUUAGUCCAAAACACCUUCAAGAGGGUGCGGAGCGGGUUCUUGGUACGUAAGGUAGCUGUAUUCUUCGUGAAUGGCCCUGUAAGGGACUCGAAAGGAAUUGCAACUGCUGCUCUACGCUUGUAUGAUUCUGGAAUACAUGCUGUCUUUGUGCUGACCAGAGAGGAUAAUGACCUCCGAACAGCUCUGCAGCUUGAUGCAGCGAACAGCACUGCACAAGUUGUGGUCCUACCAUCCCCUACCAACGCUGAAUACAACAACAAAAUUAAGAGUAUAUUGGACUGCCAAAUCUGCCUAGACAUCUGUACCCCUAGUCCGUCGUGCAACUAUGAGCCGUCCCGCAGUAGGGGAAAACGUGCCUCCACCUCGGACUUAGACGUUGACAUGACUUUCAUCCUUGACAGCUCUGAAAGCACCUGGCCCAGCGUCUUUACAAAGAUCAAACAAUAUAUUUCUUACAUGGUGGAACAGCUUGAAAUUUCAUCUGAACCAGCCACGAGCACCCAUCAUGCUAGAAUUGCACUGGUCCAGCAUUCCCCUUAUGAAUAUCUGUAUAAUGGCAGUGGCAUUCCUAUACGCAUAGGAUUUGGUUUGACAGCCCACCGAUCGAUACAUGACAUCCAGAGCUUCCUUCUGGACAAAGUGCAACAGCUGGAAGGGGGCAGAGCUCUAUCCGCUGCACUGGAAGGUACGGUGGAGCACGUGUUUGAGAAAGUGCCAAAUCCUCGCCAGCUGAAGGUGCUCGUAUUGUUUGUGACCGGGCCGGUGAAAGAGAACGUGGAGAAGCUGGUGAAGACUGCCAUUGAGAUCAAAUGCAAAGGUUACAUCAUUGUGGUGAUAGGAAGUGGUAAUCAGCUUUGUGCUAGGGAUGUACGGGUGCUUUCUCAAGUGGCAAGUGAGCCUUCAGACGUGUUCUUUAAAAAUACAGAUGGAUACUUGGGCUUCCAAGCUGACAAGCUUCAGUUGUUUGCUCAACUACUGCCCCAGUACCUUAGCUUGGGGAAUGCCUUUUACAUGUCUCCUGAAAUCGAACAACAAUGCCAGUGGUACCAAAGUGACCAACCAGACAAAAACUUCCACAGAACACAAGAUGUGAUCAUAACUGAUGAUAAACACUCUGAACAGAAUCAUAAACACACUGAACAUAGGAAAGAUCAUGAACACAAACAUGCAGAAGUAACUGCUGAAGAAAUGCACCUGGUCAAUGUUACCUCAAGAAGCUUCACUUUGUUCUGGGACACUGAGGAUCCAAGUGUCACCCAUGAGGUCAGCGUAACCCACCUACGGGAUCAGAGCCUGGUAGUGAGAAGGAACGUGUCUGGUCACCACCUUACUCUUCAUGAUCUGGAACCCAGUCAGACUUAUCAUGUAGUAGUCACUGGCCACAGCCUUAAAGGACAGGUUACCAGAAUCUACAAAGGCAUCAUUACCACAAAAGCAGAAGAUCUCACAUUUGAUGCCCCAAGUCAGGUGACCGGGAUUGUGACAACUGCACCACUGAAUGAACCAGAAAUUGUUAAUGACCUUGCAGACCCAUGCACACAUGACUUUGACACUGGACUACCAUGCAAAGACUAUGAGGCUAAGUGGUACUUUGACAAAAAGAAUGGAUUCUGUGUCAAGUUCUGGUAUGGAGGUUGUGGAGGCAAUGCAAAUAGGUUUGACACAGAGGCUCAGUGCCUCAAACACUGCACCAAUACAGUGCUGGAUCAACAACCACAGCAGAAUGUAGACCAGAUGAAAACAGAGGGACAACCACUUUCAGUUGCACUACAUUCAGUGGCAGAUAUCUGUGCGCUGCCUAAAGAAGAAGGCACCUGUGCCAAGUUUGUACUGAAAUGGUACUAUGACAACAUCAGCAAGACCUGCACUCGCUUCUGGUACGGUGGUUGCAGUGGCAACCUAAAUCGCUUUGACACACAAGAGGAGUGUGAAAAUCUGUGUGGAAAACCUGUACCUGUUCAGCAAGCACCUGUACUUGCUGCAAUGAAAACAUAGGAGAAGAAUGAUGUAGUUUUCACCUCUGCUGAAAAAGAGCAUGAAAGCCAAGAAGCCUGCACUGGAUUCUGCCAGAGUACACCUUUAAAGUAGUACUUUUCACCACAAACAGUCUUGCAUGAUGUUUUGUACUGGUGCUAGACAAUCUUUUCAAUUGUUUAUUUGUUUUUGUUUGUUUGUGUGAAUCAUUCAUAUUGUAUCUGUUUAUACAUUUUUAAAUAGCUCAUUGUCUGGGCAAAAGAGUUUUCAUGGUUGUCAAUUCCAUAUGAGCAUUAUUGAAUAACUAUGUAUGAAGUGCCUGAUCACAUGUCCCGGUACAUCUUUGUAAUUAUUGGAGGGACAUUUACUCAUUAUGUUUUCACUACUCACUUGCUCAAAUCCUUGUUUGUGUUUGUGUUCUUUCAUCCAUUUUCGGAACCACAAUUGCACAUAAAAAGUUAAGCUGUUUUCACUAUUAAAAAAUCCAGAAAAUUACACUGAACAAGCACCUUAUUAAGUACACUGCCUGGUACAUACCCUGAUGUUGACUCCUAAUUUUGGAGGGAGGACCAUUAUCAUAAUGGCAAAGAAAUGUGGUAAUCACAUGCUAGUGUUUGUUGUACAUAUAUAAGUUUAGCAGAUGCGGCUGUGUGUGGGAUUUUUAAGCACCUCAGUGUCAAUUGCUCUGAGGAGCUUUAAAAAAGAGCUCUGUUUUCUAACCUACACUUACAACCAGUCAUAACAGAAGAAGUGUUCCUAACUAAGUUUAAACAGUAUUUAAAAAUCCCACUAACACUGCUGCACCUGCUACACUUGUACAGAGCAACAUAUAGCCUACAGUCAGUAUUGUAUACCUGCAAAACUCUAGCUGUAGCUUAUAAAAUAAUCAAUAAUUGCAGUUACACUAUAGAUGUACCUAAUAAAGUGCUUGGUAAGUCAUUCUAAUCCAGUCUUUCUCAAUUUUGGUCCAGGGGUAUUGCCUGCUCUACAUAUUCUUUCAUUUUUUUCUCUGAUUUAUUGCACACUCCUUAUUAACAGUUCUGAACUAGGUAUGUUUGAACAGAAAAAGAGCAAAGUCUGCAGAUGAUAGGUAGUCCAGUGAUGCCCCUUCAUCUAAAUUAAAAUUCUUGUUUCAGUAUAAGACUUCACAAUACAGAAAGCUAAUCUUUGGAUGUACAUGUCAAGCUAUUUUUUAAAAAUGUUUUUGUAGGGUCUUUUGUUCCCAAAUUGGUUUUAUUAAGAUGUCACAAAAUAAAUAAAUUAGUCUUUAUAUUAAA
This is a messenger RNA of Trichomycterus rosablanca, 9708 nucleotides long. RefSeq names its product collagen alpha-3(VI) chain. The coding region runs from base 206 to 8452 and encodes 2748 amino acids. The record is from RefSeq and is a predicted model, not a curated record. NCBI's taxonomy places the organism in Eukaryota, Metazoa, Chordata, Actinopteri, Siluriformes, Trichomycteridae. The transcript has 44 exons. Gene Ontology annotation, molecular function: serine-type endopeptidase inhibitor activity; protein binding.